Molecule: messenger RNA, 2707 nt
Organism: Solea solea (common sole)
Lineage: Eukaryota; Metazoa; Chordata; Actinopteri; Pleuronectiformes; Soleidae
Gene: mmp17b
Product: matrix metallopeptidase 17b
Exons: 13
Coding region: 175-2181 (668 amino acids)
Biological process (GO): extracellular matrix organization; proteolysis; collagen catabolic process
Cellular component (GO): extracellular matrix
Molecular function (GO): metalloendopeptidase activity; zinc ion binding
Source: RefSeq, a predicted model, not a curated record
UGGGGGUGAGGAGCCAGGCUUUGAGGGAAGAAGCAAGGGAAGAGGAAAAAGGAGCCAUCUGUUCCUGUAGUCUCACAUCAGAGGAGGAAGAGAGCGAGAGCUGACGCUGCACAAGAGAACCAAGGGAUGAAGAGUGACAUCACACUCCAAGACCUGAAGAUUUGAAUCCAGUCAAUGUUUAAAACAGAAAAUCAUGUUGUCAAGAUGAAGACGUGGAUUCUUUUGUUGUGCCUGAGCGACACAUGGAUGUGGACACGCUCCACUGCUGCUGUGACCUCGACACCCCCGUCUGCACAUGUGACACCCACUGAAGAUGACAACACCCACCUGCUGGACUGGCUGAUGAAGUACGGCUACCUGCCGCCCUCAGACACGUCCACUGGGCAGCUUCAAGCCUGGACAGCAGUCACUGAUGCUGUCAAGGCCAUGCAGAGGUUUGCAGGCCUCACAGACACUGGGGUUCUUGAUGAGGAGACGAUGGUGUUGAUGAAAAGUCCACGCUGCUCCCUACCUGACCACGAGGAAACAUCCAAAUCUCUGGACAAGCAAGAGAGGAGACACAGGAGGAGGAGGAGGAGGAGGAGGAGCAGCACCUCCAUGUGGACACACAGGAACAUUAACUGGAGGUUACACUCGUACCCGUCCUCCUCUCGUCUGUCCAGAGAGACAGUCCGCUCACUGGUCUUCUAUGCUUUAAGAGUGUGGUCAGAACCAACACCUCUGGACUUCCAUGAGGUAAGCAAUCCAGGGACAGCUGACCUGUUGGUGGACUUCCUUCAUGGUUACCACGGUGACGGCUAUCCCUUUGAUGGGGCAGGUGGUGCAGUCGGCCACGCCUUUUUCCCAACAGACCCAACUCGUGCGGGUGGAGUUCACUUGGAUGCAGAGGAGGAGUGGGCCUUCAGACAGCCAGCCUCUGAGGGCACUGACCUGUUCACAGUACUGGUCCAUGAGUUUGGCCAUGCUCUGGGUCUGGCCCACUCCUCAUCCCGCCACUCAGUGAUGAGGCCGUACUACCAGGGUCCUGCUGGAGACCCCCUCCACUACCGCCUGGGACCCCAUGAUGUGGAGCACAUCACCCAGCUCUAUGGUCAAAGGAACCAGCUACAACCGAACAACGCUCCUCGCGUCACACCAGAGACUCACAACAGAGGCACUCACCAACCUCAUCACAAAUAUGGCUCCCUCAUCGAUCGCUGUAACACCAGUUUUGAUGCUGUGACGAGGAUCCGAGGAGAGACUUUCUUCUUCAAAGGUCAGACCAUGUGGCGGGUCAGUGGAGCAGGUCUGGUGUCGGGUGGCGGGGUUCUGGUCAGGAGGCUGUGGAGGGGUCUACCUCCCGACCUGCCUCGUCUCACUGCUGUGCUGGAGAGACAGUCAGAUCAUGCCAUCAUCUUCAUCAGUGGUUCACAAUUCUGGCUCUUUAGUGAUCUCACCCUGCAGGACGGCUUCCCCCAGCCCCUCUCUCGCUUGAUCAGAGCAGAUGAUGAUGAUGAUGAUGAUGAUGAUGACGACGAGAAGCAGGAGGUGGCCACGAGGAGGUGGGGCCUGGUCUGGGACCCAGAGGACGGACCCAUGUGGGGCGACAAAGGAGAAGCUGGCAGUGAAAAAAGACAGGGGGACACUUGGACUCAGCUGCUUCAAGAGGGAGUCAGUGGCAUCACCACAGACAGCAAUGGUUCAGUCUUUCUCUUUAAAGGAGAUUCUUACUGGAAGUUCUCAUCUCCUGGCUCUUCACCCGAGGACGGAUACCCGCGUUCCUCGGCUGCAGACUGGCUCGACUGCCCCGACUCCACCUCAUUCUCACCCAUCGUGGAUGAUCGCUCCUUGUCGCUGUCGCCACCUGCAGGAAGACAGGAGCUCAGGGAGAGAUGGAGGGAGGUGAGAGAGGAGGAGGGAGCAGGAGGAAGGAGGGAGCAUGACAAGGACACACAGGGAAAUCCUCAGGAGAGAGGCUCACAUAUCUGGACUCAGUGUGCUUGCCAAAAUGGAGCGACUGGCCCUGGUAUAUCUCUGUGCACAUCGUGUGCAUCAUCAACGCGCAGCGCAGACUUUGGAAUCGUGCGCGAGGAGCACGAUGGCUGCACACGAAGAAACAGAAGAAGAAGUCGCCAAGAAUCAUCCCAACCUCGACCUUUCAGCUGUGAGCCGCUCGAUCAGACGUGUCCUCUUCUUCUUUAGUAGGAAUGUACUUGUACUGCCACCUGAUGGUGAAGUCAGAUACUACAGGACUCUGAUGCACGAGUAUACCAGGGCCUUUACACCAAUCCUUAAAAGUAACACCGUGUAGGCUCUGCUCUCGGUGGCUCCUCCCACAGUUGGUAAACGUUAUUGUUUGUUACAAGUGUCAAAUAUUUGUAGGGGUACAGUAGCCUAUGUUAUAGCAUUGUAUACAAAUGUGUGUCAUACAUGCAGUCAGUGCAGACCUGAAUCAUCAAAACAAUUAUUCGAAGGUUCAAAUCCUACACUGGUUUCUGUUGUACUUGAAGGACAGUGUGUUCAUUAGUAACUGUGUAAGUGUUUUUAUCUUUGGACAGAGCCCUGUUAGCUCACUGCUUUAUAAUCAGCUCCGAAGAAUGCAACGCAACAUCUCUGUUCCAUAAUUCUGCAGUUGUAGCCAAUUAUACAUCACAUAACUUAACUUAUACAUAAAUGAUGUCGCCCUAAAGUGUCAGUGUAUAAUAAAGAAAUAAAAUAAUCAAACUGA